CGUUUUUGCAUUUUCGACUUCAACUGGGGAACGCCAUUUUGCAUGUGCCGCAAAGUGAAAUUGGCCGAGUGAAAAUGUUUUUGUAGAGCAACAAAUCGGUAUCGAAAGUGGCCUAAGUGGUGCGAUCGUGCUUGGCAGGUUUAUUCCGUUUGCGGAGGAGUUGGAAAGUUGCGGGUUCUGCCGUUACUAGUUCAGUAUUGCGAGAUUGAAAAUUGGGCGACCCAUCGAUCGGGUAGAGAAUCAAUUCUGGUGGUGUUUCAGUGGUCUGCUCUGUAGGAUUGUACGAUAAUCUAGAAAGCUGCACUUAAUUUGCAUUUGUUCAGGAAGAACUUUUAAAAAGUACCGGCUUUCAUGAUGAUGUUCACAGGUACAAACCAGCAGCAGGAUACGCGCUUCAGCGAUAAGGAGAAGAAGUUGUUGAAACAGAUGAAGUUCGGAGAUAACCUAAACAAACGCGUUGAUAUGUCCAAGGUUAAACUGGAUGUCCUUCGACCUUGGAUAAGUAAGAAAAUAACUGAUAUGCUCAAUAUCGAGGACGAUGUCAUAGUGGAGUUUGUCUACAAUCAGCUGGAAGAGGAAAAGUAUCCUUGCCCGAAGAAAAUGCAAAUCAAUUUGACCGGGUUCCUGAACGGAAAAAAUGCGCGUGUAUUCAUGGAAGACCUCUGGGCUUUGCUUCUAUCGGCUCAAGAGUCGGAUACCGGAAUACCGCUAGAGUUUAUAGAGCAAAAAAAAGAGGAGAUUAUGAAGCGCGAAGAGGACUCCAAAUAUUUGGAAGACAAUAGUCGAUCCAGAAGGUCACGCAGCCGGGGUAGUCGCGAAAGGGACGAACAUAAGAAAUCCAAGAAAGAAAUGCGCCCGAUGUACAAACCGGAACCGGAAGAAUAUUUAGAUGACGAGGAAAAAAUGAUUGAAGACUUCAUCGAAGCUGACGUUCCUAUAUCCAAAGAUAAAGAACCGAAGAAACCGAUCGAGGAAGAAAAGCCCCCUGCGGUGAAAGAAUCAACAGAACUAGCAGAACGGAACUCCUUCAACAAAAAAUCGCCUGAAAAAUCGACAAAGGAUUCCAACAGCCAUAGCAAGGUCUCGGACGGACCUUCCGAUCGGAACUCGCGUCGGAAAUCGUCUCGUGAACGCAGCCGCUCACGUGAUCGUAGACGAUCGCGCGAUCGACGCUCUUCGCGAGAUCGGAAAUCUUCCAGAGAACGUCGACGGUCGAGAUCUCCUCGUCGAUCCCCCGAUAGAUCCAAAAAGCGGAACAGCCGUUCGCCGAGAGACAAACGUGAACGAGAUGGUGGAAGAAACCGUAAUGAACGGAAACGAUCUCGUAGCGCAUCGAGGCCCAAGAAACAGGAAACAAACGAAAAGAAUUCGGACAACGGUUCAAUUUCAAAAUUGCAAUCGAAAUUAAUAAAUAUGGCCGAGGGUAAGAAAAUAUCGCCUGCCCCAAACAAACAUCGCCGAAGCCGAUCAACAUCACGUUCCCGUUCGCGAUCGCCAGCAACAAAAAAACGUAGCCCGAGCCGUUCACGAUCACGAUCGAAAUCGCGUUCAAGAUCAAAGGCUCGAAAGGACCGCAAAUCUCGCUCAAAGUCCCGUCAUUCGCGGAGCUCGGUCUCAUCUCGCUCGUCUUCUAGCGACCAUAGCAGGGAUCGCAAGAAAAAGACCGGUGGUCCAGCAGGUGGCAAAAAGCGAAAUGGUAAAAGUCGCAGCCGGAGCCGCAGUCGAAGCAGAAGUCGCCGUGACACGUCAAGAUCCCGGAGCCGUUCACGCAGCAGCCGAUCAUCAUCACGCCCUCCCAAGAAAGAAGACUUUGAGAUCCAGAAGAAAGAGAACAGUGUGCAGAAAAAACGCCAUUACCGAUCGAAUAAGGAUUCAUCCGAUUCCGAUUCGGACCGUGGAGGUCGCGGAGGGCCAGCCCGGAAAGGUCGUGGAAGAGAGCGACGUUCGCCUUCCCGUGGCCGAAGAAACGGAUCGCGUGGUCGCAAGGAUCGUUCACGAUCCCGCAAUCGUUCCCGAUCUAGGUAUCGUUCGCGUUCGAAGAAUCGUUCUCGCUCAAGGAAUCGCUCCCGGUCACCUAGACGAUGGUCCCGCUCCCCCAAGGGCGGACGAGGUCGCAAUAACCGCGAUGCAAAACCAAGCGUCAAAAGAGCUUCGAGUCGACGCCGCUCUCCGCCACGCGCGGCUCGUGGCCGAAGCCCGGAACGGGCAUCCCGAGAUAAUAGUUCGUCUAUCCGCCGGCCUUCUCGUGAACGUGACAGAUCUGAAAGAGACCGUGGUGAACGUGAUCGCGGCGAACGUCCGCCUACGGGUCAAACUUCCUGGCGUCGUUCGGAUGAUCAACAACAACAACAGCAGCAGCAGCAACAACAGACUGUGAACCGUGGUCAAAUGGGUCCUCCGCAGACUAGGUUCGAUGAUCGGCGUCAAAACAACAAUAACCGUGCGGGUCCAGGAGGUCGUGAUGGUAGUCGCGAAAAACCAGAAGUAGAUAGGAGAAGACCUCCACAAGGAAUGCAACGUGGCAAUAAUUGGGACGACAGAUCGAGAUUGGAAAGUGGUGGAAAUACUUUGGAUUCAGGCGAACUAUGGGAUGAAGGAGGAAGUGCACCUGUAGUUUCCGAAUCUAAAGUAGUCAAGGAGAAAAAGGCGGACGUUGUUGUGGAGGAGACUAAGAAAGUUUCCAAACGGCAGGAACUUGUCAAGAAACCGGAACCGACUACCAAGAUCGAACCUGUUAAAAUUGAAGAAAAGAAACCUAUAAUUCGAUCUAGGUAUAGUAGCAGUCUUUCAAGAACUCCGUCACCGUUCCUCAAGCCACACGAACGUGCUGCUGCGGCUGCUUCCCUGACCGUUGUCGUACACAACGCAGCUGUGGUUCCGAAAGUUCAGGAUCCAAAAGAAGAUAAACACUCUUUGAAGGCAAAUCAAGUAGUAGCGGCCCAUAACAAAACAAAGUCCAAAGUCACUAGUAGCAAAAAAGAAUCAACCGAGAGCGACAGCUCUGAUAGUAGCAGUGAUUCUGAGGAAGAGGAAAAAGUUUCUCGCAAAAAGAAGUUGAAAAAGAAGCCAUCGAAAAAGAGAAAACAGUCUUCUUCUUCUAGCGAUGAUGAUUCAUCUGACGAUAGCGACAAGGAAGAUGCACCUAAAAAGUCCUCUAAGCAACAGGAUGCUGCAGCAGCUAUUCUCGAGGAACGCAAAAGAAGUCAUGCACUUAAGUUGGAAAAAGAAAAGGAAGCUGCGGCGGCCGCCGCUGCUGCUGCUGCCGCCGCAACCGCUGCAGCUGCAGCUGCUGCCGCUGCAAAUGCUGCGAAAGCUAGAGAAGAAAAUUUGAAGAAACGCAAAAGAACCGUAAGCUCUGAAUCGAAAACUGUCGAGGAAAAGAAAAAUUCCACCAAGGAACUCAAAGUCAAGAAAAUUGAAAAACCCUCUUCAUCCUCGUCCAGUGAUUCCGAUACUGAAAGAUCGAAGAAGAAACGGCGCAAGGACAAAAAGAAACGAGAUGUAUCGGAUGAUAGUUCUUCUGAUUCCGACAGUUUGAAGAAGAAGAAGCAUAAGAAACACAAGAAGCAUGCCAAGAAACAUAAGAAACACAAAAAGCACAAGAAAAACAAGAGCAAGCAGCGAGACAGCAGCUCUUCCUCGGACGACGACGACGAUCAUCGAGGACCACCUGUUAAUGAUGAUCUGGAGAAACAGCUGCGGGAACGUGCCCUAAAGUCAAUGAAGAAACAGCAAAGUAAUUCCGAAUGAGACCGGCCUCAACGGUUGUGGAAGGACAGGACCGUUGGUAAGCUAAAGUUUUAUCAUAAAUAAUUGCUUAGAUUUUAGAUGAUCACAUAUUGUAGGACAGUUUGAAUUUGCUUUUGAUGUACGGUUACAAUUUUUUUUGUAACGUUUAAAAAAUAUAAAAUAGACCGAUAGGUUUCUAACCGACCUUAAAUAACAUAUUUUAUAAAAUAUUGUCAUUGAGUGUGCUUAAUAUGUACUGUUUAGCAUAUGGCAGAGUUAUUCGAUGGCAAUGUCUGAUUCUUUCUGUUUACCAUUUUUGUCAGUCCCUAGUUCCUUCUAUGAUUUCGAUAAGACUUUUGAACAGUAUAAGUUGAUCAUUUCAUAAAAAAUUUACAACAUCAGUCAACAAGAUACUACUGGCAUAAUCAUAUUAAAAUAGACGUUUGAAAACAUAUUUCGAAUUUGGAUACGCAAUUAUGUAAAAAAACAUAAAAAACACUAUCAGUAUAAAAUUAAUCAAAUAAAUAUUAAUCUCAAGA
Uranotaenia lowii is the source of this 4268-nucleotide messenger RNA. It is a transcript of the gene Srrm1, whose product is annotated as serine/arginine repetitive matrix protein 1. The transcript is spliced from 6 exons. Gene Ontology annotation, cellular component: spliceosomal complex. NCBI's taxonomy places the organism in Eukaryota, Metazoa, Arthropoda, Insecta, Diptera, Culicidae. The record is from RefSeq and is a predicted model, not a curated record. Gene Ontology annotation, molecular function: RNA binding. Gene Ontology annotation, biological process: mRNA processing; regulation of mRNA splicing, via spliceosome. The coding region runs from base 352 to 3750 and encodes 1132 amino acids.